Coregonus sp. 'balchen' is the source of this 6544-nucleotide messenger RNA. NCBI's taxonomy places the organism in Eukaryota, Metazoa, Chordata, Actinopteri, Salmoniformes, Salmonidae. The record is from the annotation of a GenBank genome assembly.
AUGGCGGACGACCCCAACGCAGCAGACAGGAACGUGGAGAUAUGGAAGAUAAAGAAGUUGAUCAAAAGUCUAGAAGCUGCUCGUGGGUACGUGUGGACAUGACAAGUGGAAGAAAUGACAAAUGCAUGGUGUUGUCAGUGACUUUCUUCAUCAUAUUGAACCACUAACUUGAAGCUAACGGUACCAGGCCCAGCUAGCUAGCAAUUCUUUUAGUGGAAGUUUUAGCUAGCUUACUAACUAGCAGUUAGUUUGAGUAUUUAUUUGAACGCAUAGUUAGCUAGCUAGUUGGCUAGCUGACAAGCUAGGUCACAUGUCAUUGGCAUUGAUCUACGUUUCGAACGUUUGAGUAGUCAUGUAGCUAGCUAAUGUUACCACAGCUAACGUUAACUAGCUUGCUAUUAGUUUUGUAACUUCAAUGACUUCUUUACAUUUACAGCUAGAUAGAUGACAAUAAUAGUAUCUGAAAUUCACAGCUAGCUAGCUGAUAAUACUAGUAGGCUGUCUGACAAUCUGAAUCUACACAUUGUUUUGGUAUAGCAAACACAUAGCUGAUACCCAACCAUAUUUAGCUAGUCUUUACAUUCAAAUUGAGUGACUGGACUAAAGUUUUCUUUUUUAAAGUGUAAUUUCAUGGCAGUUUUCACUGACCAAGUCAAAACUGUCAGUGCCACAUCACUUAAAUAGGCGUUGACUGGCUGGCAAUAGACCUGUCAGCCGGAGUAGCUGAUAUAGUUAAUUUUAGGUCAAAAGAUCAAGCAAUAACUAUGCUUUUCACUCUGAGUGAAACAGUAAAACUACUGUGACCUUCACCCCCUUGACUAGGGGCAGAAGCAAGCUUGUGGCCCACACCUGUCAACAUGGUUGUCUAAACAAAAAUGUGGAAAUAUGAGACUACUACUGUAGUAAUGUCCUCAUCUGACAACCUGUCAUAAGAGCUUGCCUUAGAGCAGUCAGGUUUAAUGCUAUACUUGUAUGAAAAGGCCUGGCUUGCUUGGGUAAACAGGACACAUCUGUAGGGCAGGUUUAGUAAUCCAUAACCUGUGGUUUCUGUUUUUACAAAGUUGUUAAAAUGUGUGUUUCAAUAAAUAGCUUGCAGACAUAAUUUCACCUGAGUUACUGUGCAACUUACUUUCUACUCAAAGGACGUGUUAGAAUAUGCCUUGUGUUUUAACGUGGGUUUAAUGCAAUUGAACUCCUCUCAGGAAUGGUACGAGUAUGAUCUCCUUGAUCAUCCCUCCUAAGGACCAGAUCUCCAGAGUGGCCAAGAUGUUGGCUGAUGAGUUUGGCACUGCAUCCAACAUUAAAAGCAGAGUCAACAGGCUCUCUGUGCUCGGAGCCAUCACCUCUGUACAGCAGAGACUCAAACUCUACAAUAAAGGUGUGUGUGAAGUCAGUAGUUAAACCCUAUCUCUCUCCUGUAUUAAGUAAUUUGGGGUGGUCCAAGCUGGGUUACGGGCAUUUCUUAUUUCAGUCAAUUGAUCUAUGAGAGCAAACUUAUUUUUGACCCUGCAGUGCCUCCCAACGGCUUGGUUGUAUACUGUGGCACCAUUGUGACUGACGAGGGCAAAGAGAAAAAAGUCAAUAUCGACUUUGAGCCUUUUAAACCCAUCAACACUUCGCUGUAUCUCUGUGACAACAAGUUCCACACAGAGGUAAGGUUGUUCAACACUCCUCGGUCCAUUGUUUUCUCACCUCGCUAUAUCUUUCCUAUGGACCUACAGUUGAAGUCGGAAGUUUACAUACACCUUAGCCAAAUACAUUUAAACUCAGUGUUUCACAAUUCCUGACAUUUAAUCCUAGUAAAAAUGCUUAGGUCAGUUAGGAUCACCACUUUAUUUUAAGAAUCUGAAAUGUCAGAAUAAUAGUAGAGUGAUUUAUUUCAGCUUUUAUUUCUUUCAUCACAUUCUCAGUGGGUCAGAAGUUCACAUACACUCAAUUAGUAUUUGGUAGCAUUGCCUUUCAAUUGUUUAACUUGGGUCAAAUGUUUCGGGUAGCCUUCCACAAGCUUCCCACAAUAAGUUGGGUGAAUUUUGGCCCAUUCCUCCAGACAGAGCUGGUGUAACUGAGUCAGGUUUGUAGGCCUCCUUGCUCGCACACGCUUUUUCAGUUCUGCCCACAAAUUUUCUAUAGGAUUGAAGUCAGGGCUUUGUGAUGGCCACUCCAAUACCUUGACUUUGUUGUCCUUAUGCCAUUUUGCCACAACUUUGGAACUAUGCUUGGGGUCAUUGUCCAUUUGGAAGACCCAUUUGUGACCGAGCUUUAACUUCCUGACUGAUGUCUUGAGAUGUUGCUUCAAUAUAUCCACAUAAUUUUCCUUCCUCAUGAUGCCAUCUGUUUUGUGAAGUGCACCAGUCCCUCCUGCAGCAAAGCACCCCCACAGCAUGAUGCUGUCACCCCGUGCUUCAUGGUUGGGAUGGUGUUCUUCGGCUUGCAGGCGUUCCCCUUUUUCCUCCAAAUAUAACGAUGGUCAUUAUGGCCAAACAGUUCUAUUUUUGUUUCAUCAGACCAGAGGACAUUUCUCCAAAAAGUACUUCUCUUUGUCCCCAUGUGCAGUUGCAAACCGUAGUCAGGCUUUUUUAUGGCGGUUUUGGAGCAAUGGCUUCUUCCUUGCUGAGCGGCCUUUCAGGUUAUGUCGAUAUAGGACUCGUUUUACUGUGGAUAUAGAUACUUUUGUACCUGUUUCCUCCAGCAUCUUCACAAGGUCCUUCGCUGUUGUUCUGGGAUUGAUUUGCACUUUUCGCACCAAAGUACGUUCAUCUCUAGGUGACAGAAUGCGUCUCCUUCCUGACCGGUAUGACGGCUGCGUGGUCCCAUGGUGUUUAUACUUGCGUAGUAUUGUUUGUACAGAUGAACGUGGUACCUUCAGGCGUUUGGAAAUUGCUCCCAAGGAUGAACCAGACUUGUGGAGGUCUACCAUUUUUUUUCUGAGGUCUUGGCUGAUUUCUUUUGAUUUUCCCAUGAUGUCAAGCAAAGAGGUACUGGGUUUGAAGGUAGGCCUUGAAAUACAUCCACAGGUACACCUCCAAUUGACUCAAAUGAUGUCAAUUAGCCUAUCAGAAGCUUCUAAAGCCAUGACAUCAUUUUCUGGAAUUUUCCAAGCUGUUUAAAGGCACAGUCAACUUAGUGUAUGUAAACUUCUGACCCACUGGAAUUGUGAUACAGUGAAUUAUAAGUGAAAUAAUCUGUCUGUAAACAAUUGUUGGAAAAAUUACUUGUGUCAUGCACAAAGUAGAUGUCCUAACCGACUUGCCAAAACUAUAGUUUGUUAACAAGAAAUGUGUGGAGUGGUUGAAAAACAAGUUUUAAUGACUGUAUGAAUGAAGUGUAUGUAAACUUCCGACUUCAACUGUAUUUGCUUAUAUCACAUUAUGACUAACUGGGAAUGGAGUUUUGCCUUUGGAUUGCACUAUUGGAACAAAAUGGUAUCUCAUGAUAUAAAAAAUCAGUGUUGCCUGUUUUGGUGAAACAAGUUGGCGUUGUUUUUGUAGCCUGAAGUUAUGCACAGCCGAUGGUUAAUAUUGACCACCUAAUUCGAUGUAAUUUUUCAUCUUACUUAAUGUAUUUUGUCUCUCUCAGGCUCUUACAGCCUUGCUCUCAGAUGACAGCAAAUUUGGUUUCAUUGUGAUUGAUGGGAGUGGCGCCCUCUUCGGAACCCUGCAGGGCAACACCAGGGAGGUGCUGCACAAGUUCACAGUGGACCUACCCAAGAAGCACGGUAAAAACCCUACAUUCACAUACAACGUAUACUUAUGAACAGAAUUACAGCCAGCCUGUCAACACACAACCAUGUAUAACAAACAGUCCUCUUUCAGGCAGAGGAGGGCAGUCUGCCUUGCGUUUUGCUCGUUUGAGGAUGGAGAAGAGACACAACUACGUGCGAAAGGUGGCGGAGACGGCGGUCACGCUUUUUGUUUCCAACGACAAGGUCAACGUAGCAGGCAUGGUCUUGGCUGGUUCAGCUGACUUCAAGACGGAGCUCAGCCAGUCAGACAUGUUUGACCCGGUCAGUAUCUCCAGACCCACCAUUCCAGGUCUUUCUGGUGCCAUUGUCAGCAUUGCCAUUGUAGUAUUAAACGGCCGAUAUGUGAUCUGUUUGUUGACUGAUGAAUUGCUGACUCGUGUCCAUGCAGAGGCUACAAGCAAAGAUCCUGAAGCUGGUUGACAUAUCAUAUGGUGGGGAGAAUGGGUUCAACCAGGCCAUUGAGCUGUCCGCAGAAGUACUUUCCAAUGUCAAAUUCAUCCAGGAGAAGAAACUAAUAGGUACUUGGAUACAGCAGAUCUCUUGUUAAUUUGUGUGAAUGUCUACUCCGAUAUCGGUCAUCAGUGCUUGAGUGUCUCUCUGGCAUGGACAUGAUCCAUCCUAUUGUCAUAUUGAUAAUAUAGAGGACCUUUUCUCCCAGGACGGUACUUUGAUGAGAUCAGCCAGGAUACGGGGAAGUACUGCUUUGGGGUGGAAGACACACUGAAAGCCCUGGAAAUGGGUGCUGUUGAGAUCCUGAUUGUCUACGAGAACCUGGAUACCAUGAGAUACAUCCUACGAUGCCACGGAGCAGAGGGACUUGCUAUGGUGGAGAAGGGUACAGGUAUGUAAAUAAUAUGUGCGCCCUAUACAAAAUACAUCCAGUUGAGGUAUUCUUGUCUUAACACAUCUCUCUAUUUCUUGCCCCUGUCUGUUCUGUUCAACCUCUUCUUCCACUGAUCCAGAUGAGAAAACGUUGUAUUUGACACCAGAGCAGGAGAAAGACAAGUCUCACUUCACGGACAAAGAGGUCAGUGAGGAGUUCUCUUUCCAUAACCAACACAAACGUAUGAAGGAAGUUCUGUUGUGGUCCCAGAUGUUCUAGAGGAUCUUUUAAAAUGUGACAAUUUUCUCUCAAAUUUCACUUAUGUCUACUUCCUGUGUUCACAUCCAGCACUUUUAUAUGGUGAAUUCUCAUAAAUGGAUCUCUCCCAAUUUUUCCUGAUCCACUUUUUGGGUGUGGGUGUAUUUCUACAGACUGGGCAGGAACAUGAGCUGAUCGAGAGCAUGCCAUUACUUGAAUGGUUCGCCAACAGCUAUAAGAAGUUUGGUGCCUGUCUGGAGAUUGUCACUGACAAGAGCCAAGAAGGAUCACAGUUUGUCAAAGGCUUUGGUGGAAUUGGUGGUAAGGGUUUGAUUAAACAUUCAUAACUAAAUGCUUUUACUAUUCUGGGUUCAUGUGAAUAAAUAAAAAAAUAUUGUCAGUGUAAUGCACCUCUGCAGAGUACCUAAGACUAUGAUUAUUCCUUUACUUCACCUCCACAGGGAUCUUGCGGUACAGGGUGGAUUUCCAGGCCAUAGAGUACCAAGGAGAAGACGAUGAGUUAUUUGAUUUGGAUGACUACUAGGUAGUUGAGACUGAAACAAGAAAUUAAUCAAUUGAAAGGCUUUCCCUGAUUUGACCGACGAGAGACUGGUGGAAGGAAAGCAAGUAGUCAGGAGGGAGACCCAGACCUUCAAAUAAAAGACAUAUCCCUGACUUGAAGCAGUGACUCAUCACCUGGUCGGAUGGAGCUCGUCUUGGUUUGUUCCGCUCCACUCUACAUAAAUGACUGAUUCAAAGUGACUGACAGCAAGGCCACGCUCCUCCUGCCUGCUCUGCCUUCUCUAGGCCGCACUGGAUAGGCUAUACAAAUCUAUUUCUGUCAUCACUCCCCACUUUCUUCUUCAACUCAAUUUCCCUUUAUUUUUAAAUGUUACUUGUACCUGCUGCUGUUGUGUUUUGAGAUUUUGAUUUUGAUUGUUUUGUUUUCCUUUUUUAAAUCAAAUUUAUGUAGAGGGCAGGCAGGGAAAUAAUGAUUAAAUUGGAGCUGCUUUACUAUCCCAUACCCUGUCCCUGCCUCCCGUCUCAUCCUAUCUUUAUUUCAGCACCUGCUUUAUUUUCUCCCAGCUCCCCUCUGGUAAUUUAUUCACUGUUACAGGUGCUGUACUCUGAGCCCAUACAGUUUUCUUGUAUGUUUUUUUAUUUAGAGGACCCUUGCUCUUUAUGACUCAUACAGAGUUCCCAGAGCUGAGAUUAGGGUUGUACAUCUACAUCGUCUGCUUUUAUAUUGCCUUGUACACACACCCUUACCACUCUAUUGUCUCCUUAAGCAUAAUGAACCAUGCCCACAGUGCUGUGCACCAUGCAGACUUUCAUGUUCCCCAGAGAGUCUGUGUCCAAUGUUUACUGUGAUUGAUUGUCUGAAUUGCACAGUGACAGAAACUGACCAAUCUGAGAGCCAGUGUGCUUGUUGCCAGGCAGUUUUGUGUCUGGUCUUCCAGACAUGUUACUGGGUUGUGUUCAGUACUGAACAACCAGUUGAAGAACGUGAUUAUGGUGUCCCAGAGGGCAGUUAACAUAUGAUGUGCUGCAUGAGUUUUGUGAUUUCAGAUGGUCACACCCAUGUUGAUCAGGCCACCACCAAAGCUGUUGAAGAACAGUGUGUACUGUUUUGGGGAAACGUGUCGUUCAGUACAAACCGUUGUGCAAUGUUGCAAACGUUGACGUGUACUGAAUGCACCCCUGGUAUGAGCACUCUGUAU